AUGUGUUGGCCGAGGACGAAUGAAUGGUUAAAAAUGCAAACUCUUGAAUUACACGGUAAAGAGAGUGGUCAGAUAUGGCAUCGCAAGAUAGCCUCAAAACACGGACUUCUUGUAUCGAUUAUUCAUUCUGUAUUCAAUGUUGUUGAUUUACCGUUAAAAACGGUUCAUUUUUUACAAGCAACAUUCGAUCGUAAUGGCAAUCGUCUACUUGCUGUGGAUCAGCGAGGAAAUGUGUACACGUUCGAUCUUAUUCGAAAUAAAUAUGAAUUAGUUCAUCGAACAGGAACAAGUUGUACAGCUUUGGCAUUUAACCUGCGAAAUGAAGCCGAAUUUCUUAUUGCGAUGCCGGAUUUUACAGUCAAGUGUUUUGAUGCGAGUAAAAAGGAAUUUGUUGCAUGGAUGAAAGGUCAUUCUUCACCAGUUAAAGAAAUAUCUGUCGAUAUGAAUGGUGAUUAUUGUAUAACAACUUCGGCUGAAAUCGCAUUUUUAUGGGAAUUAAAAACAUUCGAAAGGAAACGAAAAUUAACUAUUACAAAUAAAGCCGAUGUUUGUUUAUUUCGAGCAUUUUUUUGUCCUGUUACGAAUUACAUUUUGACUUGUUUUCGUGAUGAUUCGAUACUUGUAUGGGAAGCAAAAAAUUUAGAAUUUAAAUAUCAGUUAUUAGUUCCGGAUAAAACACCACCAUAUUAUCGUUGUUUUGCUGUAACAAAUGAUGGUCGAACGCUAGUAGCUGGUGGAAAAUCAAGUUAUUUACAAAUAUGGAAUUUAGAAACUCAUAAACUCAUUAAAAUAAUUGAAUUGCCAAAAACAACAAAAGAAAUAAAAGAAAUGGAAUUCAUCUGUGAAAAUUUUGAUUCUGGUUCACACAAAAUAAUUGCAAUGUUAUGUCAAGAUGGGAUUUUACGUUUUGCUGAUAUUGAAACGUGUUGUGAUUUAUUCCAGUUGGGCAAUGAAAAUGAAACUAUUUCACAUUUUCGUAUUGGUUCAAAUGGCAAAUUUUGUACAUGUAUUAUGGUAUCGGGACAAUUGAACAUCUAUGAUCUACCAUCUACAUGGAAAGAAUUAAAUAAAGUUAGUAUCGAAUUGAAAAUGACGAGAUUACAGAUGUUUCCUCCAUCUCCGAUGGUUAGUGUUUUACGUUCAAAAGAGAAUUAUGAAACGAAUAAUGAUAAUAGUCAAAUGACAUGUUCAAAAGCUUCAUCAACAAUAUGUUCACGAAAUACUCGUUCAUCUCAAAAAACAGUUAGUACAAAUAAGAAAGUAUCCAAUCGUCGACGUAGUCAUUCAGCAUCAACCAGAGAUCAUCGUUCAACACGUUUAUCAGAUAAAACAAGUCUAUCCUCAUAUAGUUUGGAUAAUUCAGCUUUUCGUGAAUUACCGGAAGGUCUAAAUUUUAAGAAAUUGUAUCAAAUAUUACGUUAUUAUGGAGAAUAUCCAUCGAAAUAUAGAGCUUUCAUCUGGCGUUGUUUGAUGCGAUUACCAGAAAAUCAUGGUGCAUUUGCCGCAUUAGUUGAUAAAGGUGGUCACCUUGUAUUUGCUAAAUUACAAGAACAAUAUCCAUUGAAAAGUCGAAAACUUCUAAGAAUAAUGCAACGUGUACUGUCUGCUUUGGCUCAUUGGUCCUCGAUAUUUGGUGAAACCGAUUAUUUACCAUUAUUGGCAUUUCCGUUUGUUAAAUUAUUUGAAAACAAUCAAUUAAUUUGUUUUGAAGUGAUAGCAACCGUACUAUUCAAUUGGUGUCAACAAUGGUUUAUGUAUUUUCCCAAUCCACCUGUAAAUAUUCUUGGUAUUAUUGAAAACUUAUUGACAAAUCAUGAUCAUGCAUUAUUAGCACAUUUUACACGUCAUAAAGUGACAUCAGAGGUAUAUGCUUGGCCUCUGUUAGAAACAUUGUUUAGCGAAGUAUUUACUCGUGAUGAAUGGCUAUGUUUAUUUGAUCAUAUCUUCACACUAUUACGUGUUAUUGAUCUAGAUGAUUUUAAAUACUUUUUUCAUCACCGAAACCCAAUUAGUUUACAAUCAAUAUUAACUGAAUCUUAUCGUUUAUCUGAGAUAACUCCAAUUGAUUUAGAUCCAAAAAGAAUGAUUGAAUCUUUCCAACCAUUAACAAAAGGACAAUAUCCUGUAUUCAAUAAAUAUCCAAAAUUUAUUGUCGAUUAUCAAAUACAAGAAAAAGAAAAGCUACGACAAGAAGAAAUGGGUUAUAUACGACAAAGAGAACUAAAUGUUGAAUUAUAUCGUGAACGAGAACAACGUCGCAACGAAGAAGAAGCUUGGCUAAGACAACAACAAUUAUUAAUUGAGGCAGAAGAAAAAAGACGAAAAUUAUUAUUAGAAGAAGAUAUGCGCGUUAAGGAACAAAAAACAAAAUUGCAAACGUUAAAUCAAGAAAUAAAAGUAAGAGAAUUACAAUUAUUAGAUGUUGCUAGACGAAAAAUGUUACAUCAACAACAUUUAAUGAAAGAAGCAGAAUUACGACGAUUAGAUGAUGAAAUACGAAAAAAACAAAUGUUACGAUUAAAAUCGGAUAAUACAUACAAAACAUCUAAACCAUCUUUCGAUGAAAAUAUUUUGAAUUUAGAUGAUUUAUUAGAUGAACAAAGUUUAAGAGGAACUAAACGUCUUAUUGCUGAUGCAAGGAAUACACAUCACUUUCCAAAUGAAAUUUCUAUGGAUAAUGAAAAUGUUGCUUUACGAUAUGAAAUGUGUGUGAAUGGUGAAGAGUGCAAAGAUAAUAUGACCGAGGUUUGGAAAGAAUUACGUGAGGCAAAAGCCAAAGAAUUGGAAGUUAAAAAGCAUUUAAAUGACAUGUAUAAGCAAAAAAAUGAGUUGAAUACUACAGACACAAAUAAGCUCGUUGAAAUAAUGACAACAAUGAAUGUUCAACGGGAGAAAACUGAAGUACUCGAUCGACCCAAUGAUACGACAACAAAUGCCAUACGUUCACCUGUUAAAAAAAAGAAUGAUCAUAUUGAAAAACAUGUUGACGAUUUGACGACAGAAUCUUAUCAUACAUCAGAGGUUAUACGAUCAAUGAAUAAACCAACAAAUGUUCGAUGUAUAAAUACACCAAAUGUAUCGGUGGCUGAUACAUCAAUAUCUUCUGGAUUGAAUUUGGAUCGUGGACGACACGAAUUAGAAAAUGAUAUUCGUAAACUAUUAACUGAUAUACGUGAUCGUCGAACAAGAUUAGUACAUGAAAAUUCUCAGCCAUCAAUGUUUCAUAAUUCAUCAACAAAUGGAAUUUCACCUAUUCAAACUUAA
Messenger RNA from Didymodactylos carnosus, 3264 nucleotides. The record is from the annotation of a GenBank genome assembly. NCBI's taxonomy places the organism in Eukaryota, Metazoa, Rotifera, Eurotatoria, Philodinida, Philodinidae.